This is a messenger RNA of Drosophila virilis, 1747 nucleotides long. RefSeq lists its product as uncharacterized. Lineage: Eukaryota; Metazoa; Arthropoda; Insecta; Diptera; Drosophilidae. The record is from RefSeq and is a predicted model, not a curated record.
UACGCUCUCUCUUGGUCGCUCUCUCUUUCUGGCUGUGCGUCGACGCAACACGUUUUUGUGCUAUGCAGCGCUCGCUGCCAGCGCUCACUCAUUUAGUACCCAAACACGAGUCGGGCAGAGCACACGUCGACGCUCCGCUGCGUAAACGAAUUCAAAUACGAAAUCGAGUUGAAUUAAAUAGAUCGAAAUAAAAGUGAAAAACUGAAACAUAUUUAUUUAUAUUUUUUUACUUGUGCAAAAUUCUUGUGAAAAGACACCCACAACAACAACAACAACAACAGCGAGUGGAAGAGGAAGCAGCAGAAGAUGCUCAAGUGGGCUGUGAACCAGCCGCGCCCUUCCUACCUGGCCGAGCAGCCAGUCGCGGGCACAGAUCCGGGCACAGGCACAGUCCAUCAUGUCAUCAGCAGCUACAGCGACUUCCAGGCGGCAGCCACGCCCAUGCGCACAGCCGCCCUCCCGACGCAGCGGCUCAAGCUGAAGCGGCAAUCGCUGCUGCCGGGCCUCCUCCACCUGGGCAAGGAGAAUCAAUUGACUUCGACGCCGCUGCCCGCAGCUGGAGUUGGAGCACGCACUCCUCUGCUCCGAGAUCUGAGCAACAUCAUGUCGCCUGUCCACACGCCCAUUAACACGGCCAUGCCCACGCCCACGGCCAAGGCGAAGCCCGCUGUCUAUGCCUCCACGCUGCCCACCUUCGAGGCGGAGUACUCGCCCAGCUACAGGGUCGACCAGAAUGGGGAGAACAACAACAACAACAACGUCAUCUUUCCAGGAGCGCUGCUGGCGCUGCGCGGCAUGGGCAUUCCGGACAGCUACUUCGAGAAGCCGCGCUACCUGGAACAGAAGCCACUUUCCCUUGACCAAGUGGGAGCUGCUCCCCCUGCUUCUCCUGCUCCUGCUGCUUCUCUUCCCAGUGCUGAGCAGACGACGCUCAGCUCCAGCCAAAUGGGCGAUGUCACCUUGGAACGCAUGAUCGAUGCCAUUCUGGAGAGCACGCGCAAGCCGCCAGCUCGUGUCCGUGCCCGAUCCCGUUGCCAUUCCCGUCUGCGCCAGCGGCAACGUCAGAGGCCGCAGCCUCAGCCUCAGCUUCAGCCUGGACAGCGUCUCAUCUCGACGAGCCACUCGCCCACCUAUCGACCCGCCUUCGAUCCGGCCAGCGAUCUGUCCGAGUACUGGCAGCCACCUGUGCAUCCGGAUGCCUACGAGGAGCGGGAAGUGUGCUCCCCACAGCCGCUCUCCCAGUCGGGAUCUGGACUGGAGCUGGAACUGGGAGGGGGAGGUGGAGGGGGGCAGGGCAAGCGGCGUUCUCUGCAGCUGAGGAGGCAGCGCGUGGUGCGACGCAAGCGGCAGAUCGCGACGAAGAUCUCGUCGAGCGUGCGCCAAUCGGCGCAGAAGCUGCUGGCGGCCGCCUCGCGCUCCGCCCAGAAGCUGCCCCACUCCCAAUCCCGCGCCAAGCAGCGGCACAUCAGCCCCGACAGCGGACACAAUUCCACCAGCGACUGCGAGCUGGAACUGGACGAGGAGAAGGAUGAGAACCUGGCGCUGGGCAAGCCGCAGCUGGAGGGCAUUUGGCUGCAGUCGGAGGCGCGGGAUGCGACCAAGCGGCGUCUCAGCUUCUCGCUCAACGAGCAAAGCUAAUCACAUGAAUGUUUUAAAAUAGCUUAAAUAUUUUUUUUUCAAAUAUUUUUUUUGAUUAAUUUAAGAGUUUUUCCUGCUAAAAGAGUAAAUAAUUGAAUUAUGAAAAUUA